CGGCCGAGGACCAAGGCUGGCUCGUCGCCCCUCCCACCAGGCGCUGGGUUCCUUCCGAUAUUACUUGCCCAGCUUCUCUUCCAGUACUAGCAGCUCGUUGUCUUCAGCCCCGGACGCUCAGCACACCAGCAAUUUGAUCGACGAGGAAAUCAAGAGAGACGCUGUGAGAAGGCAAGGGGAGAGACUCCGCGAGGUCAAAGUUGUUCUCCUGGGACAGGCAGAAUCUGGCAAGUCGACACUCCAGAAACAACUGCAGCUCUACCACGCAUCUCAUAUCCUGGACGCCGAGCGCCCCGCCUGGCGCAUCGUCGUGUACGCGAAUCUAAUCAAAGCGGUCCGGAUGAUUUUCGAGGAGCUCGACUUCGAAUUCUCAGCGGCCGCGGAAGAAUACCCCCUCCCGUCUGACGGCUCGGGACCGACAGACGUCGCAGCCCAAAAUGAACUGAACGUACUUCGAAGGAAGCUCCUCCCCCUGAUCUCGCUCGAGAGCUCGCUGUCGUCAGAGCUCAGCGAGGAUGUCGCGUUCACACCGAACCGCCACGGGACACUCUUGUUGUCUCCCAAGGGCAGGAGGUCGAGCAGUCGUCCCAUCUCGGCUUUGCGAGACUCGAGCCGAGCUGUGUUGGCGACCAAUAGGGUGGCGCAAGU
This is a messenger RNA of Mycena citricolor, 648 nucleotides long. The record is from the annotation of a GenBank genome assembly. NCBI's taxonomy places the organism in Eukaryota, Fungi, Basidiomycota, Agaricomycetes, Agaricales, Mycenaceae.